Messenger RNA from Folsomia candida, 2139 nucleotides. RefSeq lists its product as uncharacterized. The record is from RefSeq and is a predicted model, not a curated record. The transcript has 12 exons. Gene Ontology annotation, cellular component: SCF ubiquitin ligase complex. The coding region runs from base 132 to 2012 and encodes 626 amino acids. Lineage: Eukaryota; Metazoa; Arthropoda; Collembola; Entomobryomorpha; Isotomidae. Gene Ontology annotation, molecular function: protein binding. Gene Ontology annotation, biological process: SCF-dependent proteasomal ubiquitin-dependent protein catabolic process.
UCUCUUCUUGGUUUUUUGAAUGUUUGGAAUCGGCGAAUCCACAAAAACACUGUCAAUGUACACAAAAGUGCUUCAAAUUUAGAUUUAAUACUUAGUAGCCUUUAGAAGCUCCCAUUUCGUGCCAGCAUGCGAUGGGGGUAAAUUUGUCCACACCUAAUUUCAAUCCGAGAGAUGACCAGCUACUCUUACCAAAUGAGAUUUUGUACAAUAUCGCAUCCAAUUUGAGUCCUCGUGAUGUUUUUUGGGCGCAACGCGUGUGUCGUUCGUGGUUUUUGUUUGGUUUGACGGAUUCUGAACGAUUUCUAGGGGACGCAUUUGGCAUAAACUGUCAAGGUUCAGAAGACAGGUUGCACCAGUUAGCUCUUCAUUAUCAGCGAAAUGAACAAGAAGCACAAGGCAUAAAUGCGGAGGACGAGACGCACAAUUAUCCUCUCCCAUUACGGACUGCUGCCUUCUUUCUAGAAAAUUUAGAGCUAACACGAAACCCCCUUUCCCUUAAGUUCUGGUCCUUGUUCUCAGAUACGAUAACGCGACUCGAGUUUACUGACUGUGCUGUUCUUCCAAGAAUUUGUGUCGAUGUAAAGGACAACGAUGGAAAUGUUGUUAAUGUUGACACUAAUUUUAGCUUGGGCUGCCCUAAUCUGAAAAAGUUGGCGUUACGGAAUAUGGACAAGAGUUUUAUGAUGGGCGCUCAAUUUAUCCAAUUUCAUCAGAUUCUGCAUCUUUCGAAUCUUGUCAGUUUGGAUGUCUCUUGUAACAAGAACAUCACGGACAAAAUAUUAUUAAACCUACUUUUGAAGACUGAAAAACUCGAGAGCCUCAAUUUAAUGGGAUGCCCUUUGGUUCUCGCAAGAGCUGUACACAAUAGAUUCUACCCUCAAGCCUUGAACUCUGAAGAAUCUGGGCCUGUGGAAUUUAGUGAUCACAUUUUUUCGUUCGAGACCAUUGUGAAACACUUUCUGACCCGACCAAAAGGGGCACACAUGAACGAGCUCAUUUUAAAAGCUACUCCUCUUACGUCAUACACCUUAGAAUUAAUUCGAGACCCUGCCAUUUUUACCUGGGAGUCAUUGGACUUGUCCUACUGCAGAGAACUAAAGAAGGAUGCUAUACAUUCAGUGCUAUCGGCUCAUUCUCAGUCUCUCAAGAAGCUAAGUCUGAAAUCUGAUGGCCGUGGCUUAAUGGUAUUGGACGUUUUGAAAGAAAUUUCUCUUCCAAACUUGGAGUCUUUGUCUAUCAGAAACGGCAAGUUUGAUCGGGGUGCUGUUUCUGUCUUUGAAACUAUGCCAAAGCUGAGAAAACUAAGUUGUGCCAACCCUUUUCGUUCCCCUGUCGUGGUUGGUAGCUUGAUGCAGAUUCAACAACAAGUAUUUUCCAAGCUAAAAAAUAUUACGCACUUAAGCCUCGCUCACUCUAACGAAUUCGUCAACAAUGGGUUACUGCAAGUUAUAAUUCUCAACAUGAAACAAAUUAAAAAAUUGCAUCUGCCUGGAUGUGAAAGCUUGAGUGAUUUUGGCUUGACUGGAAUAGUGUCACAGCCCGAAGAACGAAACUUGGAGGAAGGGGAUCCUAACAUUAGACUUCCAUUGUGGCUUCUGAGUCCUGGUGGUGGUGGUUCAGGCCCAAAGAGAACUGUCGAGUUGGAAUCAGAGUUUGAUAGUUUAAUUGAUGAAGGUCGCUAUCCAAAAGAAUUGGGUCCAGGUCUAUAUAAUAGUCGGAGAAAUUCAACCGGGUGCCUAUCUGACUUGAAGUACCUCGAGGAAUUAGACUUGAGCUCGUGUGGCAACUUAUCUUCAGCAACGUGGCAUUUCGCCCUUAGACUUCCAUAUUUGUACCGUUUAAACCUAUCCCAUUGCUCAAAAUUGUCGCUGAACAGCUUGGGUGUCAUUUGUAAACACUGUCCCAAUCUUGAGUAUGUGAUGCUUGUCCGGACUCACCCUCUAGUAAAUAUCAGACCUUUCGUGCAUUUUGUGAACUCAUCCUUGAACCGUCUUCGGGAAUUUACUGUAUAAUCAAUCAAGUUUUUGUAAUCAAUUACACAUUUGAUCCUCGGCAGCAUUGUCAGUAUUAUGCGAUAUGUAUGUAUGACAUAUAAUAAUGCAAUUUCUAAGUCAAUAAAAAUAUUUCUGCAUGUUUAAA